This is a messenger RNA of Trichoderma harzianum CBS 226.95, 841 nucleotides long. RefSeq lists its product as hypothetical. The coding region runs from base 1 to 594 and encodes 197 amino acids. The record is from RefSeq and is a predicted model, not a curated record. Gene Ontology annotation, molecular function: carbonate dehydratase activity; zinc ion binding. NCBI's taxonomy places the organism in Eukaryota, Fungi, Ascomycota, Sordariomycetes, Hypocreales, Hypocreaceae. The transcript is spliced from 5 exons.
AUGGCGAAUCAUCACUUUGGCAAUAUGGACGGCAAGCCUGCCAACUAUAAACCAGCGUAUCGCCCAACAGUCGAGGAGUUGCUCCAGCGUAACAAGGAGUACGCGGCCACUGUGCAUAAACCUUGGCCUGACUUGGGCGAGUUGCUGGAAUGGACUUCGCCAUCUACUAUUGUCAUUGCCUGUUCUGAUCCGCGAUGCGAUCCUCAGCAAUUUAUGCAGGGGAGAAGGGGUGAAAUUGCUGCAAUUAGAAAUCUAGGUGGUCAGGUCGAGAUCAGUAUCGUGGAUAUCGCUACUCUAGACAGCGAGUUCCAGUUCAAGGAGCUCGUGAUCGUUCACCACACUAAUUGUGGCGUCCAAAGUUUGACGGCAGAUGGAGUCUCUGAGUACUUGAAGGAGAAUCUUCCCAGUGCCACUAAAGAAGAGCUGGCAGCAUUUCCGAUCACUCUUUUCUCAGAUAUGGAAGAGGGAAUAAGACAUGACUUGGAAGUUGUGCGGAAAUCACCUUAUAUUCGCAAAGAAUUGAAAGAAUCAGCCAGAGGGUUUAUUUUUGACAUUAGAACUGGGCUUUUGACACCAGUGGUUCAAGAUAUAUAAUAUCUUUUAAAACUCUACUCUGGCUUUAUAUAGGAAAACUAGACCGAUAGAGUUCCCUCUCCAACCCUAGCGUUACACUGGCACACGUUUUUGAUGCUCCUUUUCAUAGCGCUAGACUGGUUCUUCAAUAUCUUCACCGUAGCCCUUGAGUUUACUCAUAUCCUAGUUAAACCGAUAAGCUCUUUACAGUAUGAAACGUAAGCUAUUCAGAAUGUGGAAGUUGUAAUGACAAUUGGUACAUAAAUCG